Molecule: messenger RNA, 4173 nt
Organism: Carica papaya (papaya)
Lineage: Eukaryota; Viridiplantae; Streptophyta; Magnoliopsida; Brassicales; Caricaceae
Source: RefSeq, a predicted model, not a curated record
CUUUUGCAUGAGGUGGGCCGUGUCAUUAUAUCAUGAAAAAGAAUUAUUGACAUGGAUUGGAAAACUAGUUUGCAUGAAAUAAGAAAAGGGUCUCAUGAGUAUGUAAUUAGAAAGUUUGGAAUUGUUUUUGCAUUUUGAUAAUUAUAUAGAUGAAAGGAUAGGGACAUGCAUAUUUCAUGAACUUUUUUUUCCUUCCCUUCAUAGCCUUUGAAUAACUGUUUAUGCAUGCAUUCAACAUAUAUAUAUUUAUAUAGAAAAUUCAGAACAUAUAUGUGUUUAUACCAGUCUAUAACUGAUUCGUUUUCACGAUGUAGCUGUACUGAGUAAUUAAUUUGGCUGAUUAAGAUCCUUUGAGUUGUUUCAACCAUGUAGACUCUUGGGCUUAGUUGUGGCUGCUGCUUUAUAUUCGACUUUUGGUAUUAGACAUCGAUAUCUUUGUUGUCUUUUACUGCACUGAGAAAUAGCUUUACCUCUGAUGUAGCAUAGACUUCUCAGAACAUCUCCUAAGUGAGACUUCUUUAUUUUAUACAUAAUUCUGGUCACUAUGCUCACUACUUAUGAGAUAUAUGGCCUUGUUAAUGUGAGAUGGAUUAGGCUCCUGACAAAAGUACCUGUUCAUCUUCCUUCAGUCGAGCGUUGUCUUAGGUGACUCUACCGGAGUUCAGGAUGUGUUUCCACUCAAGCAUCCCAUACCUUUCUAAGAGAUCCUUAUCAUAUUUGUGCUUACUUAAGAAAAGUCUUUCCUUGGUUUGCUCAACUUGAAGACCAUGGAAAUGUAAUAAGUCACUUAGAACUUUCAUUUGGAAGCAUAUUGAUAAGUUGGGUCCAGUUUCCAAAUUUCUGCUUCAUCAUAUUCAGUUAUGAUGAGAUUGUCUUGGUGGAUUUAUGUGUUGCCAACUUAUCAUCUCUGGCCUUGAUGAACAAGCUUGAGUUGGCUGGUACCAUUGUGAAACAACAUUGGAUUAGAACUCUGAUAUCUUCCUGUAUCAUGUUCUUGGUACUUGCUUUAACCCAUAUAGUGCCUUCUAUCGUUUACAUGCAUAGCUUGGUUGAGUUUUUGCUUUCAAAUCUUUGAGGUUGCUCCAUAUAUAUUUUCAAUCCAGUUCUCCGUGUAGGAAUAUGUUCCUUACAUUCAUCCGAUAAAGCUUCCAUGACUUAUUGGCAGCUAAUGCCAAUAAGACAGGUUGUGGUGAUCUUCACUAAUGGGCUGAAUGACUAGUCAAGUCCAUGCUAAUGUGAGAAUCCACGAGCCACUAUUAGAGCUUCAGAUCUUUCAAUAGCACCAUUUGAUUUGCUCUUUAUUUUAUAAACCCAUUUGCAUGACAUGGGGUUUACUUCAGUAGGUCUUGGCACCAAUUCCCAUGUCUCGUUUUGUUUCAAGGCUUCUAUUUCUUCUUCCAUAGCUUUUCUUUAUUCCUUACCUAAGAAUAAGAAUACCUUCUCACAUGUGAUUGGUUCUUUUAUUUUCUCUCCUUCAACCACUGUUGCGUUGGCACACUUGGGAUCUGGUCUUUGUUGCCUUAUAGAUCUUCUUGGUUGGAAACCAAGUUCCCUCACUUCUUCACUCCCUUGAAUCUCUGUAAAUUGUUUAGGCCACACAUCCGCUGAUGUUUGUUGAUCUACUCUUGUUCACCAGGAAGAUAAAUCCAUUUCAGGUGACUUCUUGCUAGCCUCUUCAGUUUUAAUUUUUUUUUUCGAGGCUUUUCUUCAAUAUCCUUUGUAUUUGGAAGCAUUAUUGCUUGGCAGACCACCAUAACAAGUUCUCGUUGAACACCAUAUGUCGAGAGGUAUAACAUAUCCUUGUUACAAAAUUGCAACACUUCCACUAUUUUCUUUGAUUAUCAUAACCCACGGAUAUGCAUCAAAUCCUCUUUGUCAAACUUAAUGCAGUAUUGAUUGGUACAAAAAACCUAGCAAAUGUAUCUAAAUAUCAGAAAAUGAGUUACUGUGGGUUUCGUUUCCCAUAACUUCUCGAAGGGGAAGCAAACUCCAUUGUUGUAUGUGGUAAGCUGUCCUCGUGCAUUUUGCCUAAAAAUUGAGGUGGCACGUUCUUUGCAUGCAAAAUACUACUUCAUAUCCAUGCAAGAUGUCUACUUUUGGAAUCUACUUCUAAAUUUUAUUAUGGAGUAUGUGGAUCCAUUGCCUUCUAAUCUUGCAGUCUUCUAGAUAUUGUGAAAUGUGAAUUAUAUUUUCUUCCUUUUAUUGGUAUGAAGACACUAAAUUCUUUGACUUAUUUGAUUUUCAACUUUUCCUUGAGCCCUUUAAACUUAAGGCUUCUGAUUUUCGUUCAAAAGUUCAUCCAUAUGUACCUUGAGAAAUCACUGAUGAAGGUUAUCAUGUAUCGAUGCCUGAUGAUAAAUGAUUGCCUUACAUGACCAAAUAUGUUGAAUGGACCAACUCGAGAGGCUUCUUUACUUUAUAUUUUUCCUGUGGUAAUUGAUGUGCUUUAUUAUACUGGCAACCUGCACAUGCAGUGUCUUCACAAAUCUCCAGUUGAGGAAGUCUCUUGAGCAUAGCUCUUCACCAUUACCCUUAGUUUAUGAUAGCUCAUACGUCCCGAGUGUGCUUGCCAUAAAUUAUUAUCUUAAUUUUCUGAGUCUUAUCUAAGCUGUUUGUGCUGACAUUACAGAGACUACUCCAAUCACUUUCCUUCCACGAUUGGUGAAGUAGUUGGCUAUAGACUCCUGUAUACUUUCACGUUUUUGGGUCCAAAGGCCAUGUAAUUACCUGAGAAUGUGUGUAAGGCCAAAUAUGAAGACUUGCAACAACGUUACUCGGGAUGCACAGCUUGGUUUGAAGAGCUAAGAAAGCAAAGAAUGGCUGAGUUGCGAAGAGCUUUAGAGCAAUCAGAAGACUCAAUUGGGUCUCUGGAAUCAAAACUUGAAUCCUUAAAAGCUAAAAGAAAAGAAGAUUGCAAUGUCGACUAUGAUUAUAGUCAAACAGAAUCACCAGUGCCAUUUCAAAAAUCUGAGGGUGUUGAAUAUACCAGUAAAGAUACAUCUAAGGAUCUUUUAUCUGCUGGUAGUUUCACUGAACAGACCCGGAUAAACUGGUCGCCAGAGUGUGAGGUUCCAGCUGCAACAGCUGCUAAAGCAAAAGGGAUAAAGUUGGAAAGUUUUCCUUCUGAAACCGAAAAGGAUUCGAGCAAUGAUAAGUUAGUGGAAACUGUAUAUGGGGGUCAAGGGGUUACCGUAAAGAAAAGAAGAGGGAAGAGAAAGAGGAAGGAUGUCAAGGAAGCGAGUGUUGGCGAAAGUGACUUUUUGGGCCCUGCUACUGAUGUCCUUAGUGCUUCAAGGGGUUAUUCUGGUCAGAUUGCCAAACCCUCUGGUACUGAUGAUCAAAGCCGAGGUUCAAGCCAGGGUGGGACGGAUGAUUUAAAGGGGAUAUAUGAUUCUAUUGUGCAGCAUGAGUGUGCUUCUGUUUUCUGCCGCAGGCUUGAUAGCCAGAAGAGAGGAAGGUACAAGAAAAUGGUCUUUCGGCAUAUGGAUUUUGACACUAUAAGAUCAAGGAUUAGCAAUGGUUUGAUCGUGUCAGCGAAGGAGCUGUUCCGGGAUAUGCUGCUGGUGGCAAACAAUGCAUUGGUCUUUUAUUCCAAGAACACUCGCGAACACAAAUCUGCAGCACUUCUCAGAGACGUUCUCAUUAAAGCUUUCCGGCAUCAUUACAAGGACUGCAAUACCACCAAGGCUAGCACUCCAAACCUGCUUUUGAUCUCAACCAUGCGGAAACCUCCUGCAAAACCAAGAAGCAUCCGCACUGUCAACCAGAAACCUUCGAGAAAGUUGGCAAAUGAUGCGAGUGGAACUCCCAACGGAGGUAAAAAACAAUUCAGUGCUGUUUCUCCUCCAUCAAUGGAAUCUUUAGCCGCUACAAAGAAGGCUUCUGGUUUACCAAGAAAAGCUGGGAAUCGACGUGGCAGCCCAGGUGCUGGAACUCCUACAAGAGGACGAAAGAGAUGCCUAGCUAGGUGACUUAGUCUGUUGUAACCUCGAAUGUUCUUGUUGCUCCUCCAUGUUUAAACCCAGUUUUAGUCCCGGUUAUCUUUGUGAGAGAGAAAUAUGGGUCUUGCUGGGUGUUUUUUAUCCUUGAUGUUUUUUGUAGUCUUGUAGAGUAUUUUGUGUAUAUAGUUUCUUUUUCUGUUCUGAAUAAUGCAGAAGGAAGUUGUAAGCCAAA